Molecule: messenger RNA, 4168 nt
Organism: Biomphalaria glabrata
Lineage: Eukaryota; Metazoa; Mollusca; Gastropoda; Planorbidae
Product: glucose-6-phosphatase 3-like
Exons: 7
Coding region: 1527-2453 (308 amino acids)
Biological process (GO): gluconeogenesis; glucose 6-phosphate metabolic process
Cellular component (GO): membrane
Molecular function (GO): glucose-6-phosphatase activity
Source: RefSeq, a predicted model, not a curated record
AAUUUGGGCCUAUAGGUGUCCGAAUAGCAUUUAAACUACUCUAGAUCUAGUAGUAUAUAUCUAUCUAGAAUCUAGUGCUAUUACUAUUAGUAUUACUUUUAGACUAAGAGCAUAGAAUCAGAAUGGGUAAAAUUGGGUUGCCUGAGUCAGCUAGGAAAACCAAUGACUUGGCAGAAUUAAACAUGAAUGGCUAGAUUGACCUAGGGACACACAUAGGACAUAAUCAAUGAUAAUCUUCUUUUUUUUUCAAGUAACCUCUGUAUAGUUAUUUUUACAUAUUUAACACAUCUAUGUUAGUAUACAAAUAAACUGAUCGUCAGAUGGGUGACUGGUCUGUUGUUUAGUCAUCUCGAUGGCACCGAAAGUCAUCAUGGGGCCCAAUCAUUGUGAUCUUGUUUUGGAUUUACACAUUUUGUAUGUGAUGCCUAGAAUUCUUCUGUAACAUCUCGAUAGGAUUUUUCUUUCUAGUUCUACAGUUAAGGUCCCAGAUUCGCCUAAGUAAAGAAAUGUCGCCAUGACAAGCACCAGCUAUACUCUUGAAUUUUCAAAUUGUCUAAAACUUCGCAAUAGCUGUACUUGUAGAUAGUGCAGUUCUGAUUUGUAAUUCAUGUCUUUUGUUUCAGUCAAUAUUUGAAGCUUUGACAAGCUAAAGCCCUAAUCACUUUUGGUCAUUAUGUGUGGAUUUUUUUUAUUUGCAUGCUGUACAUGCUGUGAAUGUCUUGUUUUAUGCCCAUAGAUCUAGAUAGUUUAUUACAAUUUUUAUUUACUAAGUCGCUGGGUACCAGUUAACAUAUGUCUCUCUCUCUGACACACAGAGACAGAGACCUGCCUACUGUUACGCAAAUGCGUAUUCGUUAAGCGAAACCUCCCCAAAAAGACCGCCAGUAUGCAAAUACGAAUUUAACCUGUUGCGUUAUGUAUUUCGUAUCAUUUUAUUUUCCUCUCUAGACUAGCUUACGAGCGGUCACGGAAGUCACGCUAAGCCGUCCUGGGGGGUGGAACAGAAAAGGUGGGGUGAACACAUUACUCCCAGAUCUAGUCUAUACGUUGAUUGGUUCUUGAAAGCAAUUAGAUUUAGUCGAGAAAUAAAGAACACAAGAGAGGUGGAGUGGCGGAUUGGUAUCAGUCCGAUAAUUACACCAACGCGACUCUUUAAUUUUUUUUAACUUCAUUAAUAUAAAGUAAUAAUUAAUUAAUUAUUUUGGAGCCUAAAAAGUCGAUCUAUCUAAUAAACUCUGAUUCCCUUAUUCCUUUAAAUAAUAAUUUUAAAAUUAUCGAAGCGCCAUUGAUUCAAAACACAUUGUAGAUCUAGAGUCUAGAUAUCUAGAUUUAGACAUUGUUACGAUUCUCUACAUUCUAGAUUGACUAGAUCUACUAUCUAGUACGCUUAUGAUCUAGAUCGAUAAAAUCUAGAUCUGUAUCUAGAUUCUUAGAUCAAGGUUCUAGAUCUAGAUGGGCCUAUGAAAGUUUGGAGUAGGACUAGAAUUGACUAGAUCUAGACUACGUUUGUAAAUGUCUCUGGAGUAAUGCUUUUCUUGUCGCAUAUAGGGGAUCCCAAAAUUGCAUUCAACAUAUAUUUUCCAGUUGCAUAUUAUUUGCAUAACUCUGUAGGAAAACGUGUUCUGUGGGCAGCAGUUAUUUCAGAGUGGUUAAACUCAGUUUUAAAAUGGUUGCUUCAUGGAGAGCGGCCAUAUUGGUGGGUCCAUACUUCAGGUUUCUACAAACAAGAACAUGUCCCACACCUGCAACAGUUCAGUAUUACUUGCGAGACUGGACCAGGUAGUCCUUCUGGCCAUGCCAUGGUCACUUCAGCUGUGUGGUAUGUUCUAGUAUCAGAUUUCUUGUACUAUCAACAAAUUCAAAGUUUUGGUCUAAAGAUUCUAUGCUGGGCUACUUAUGUGAUUAUGAUGUGUGCAGUAUGUUUGUCACGUUUGUUCAUAGCAACACACUUCCCACAUCAAGUUAGUGCAGGAAUAAUCAUAGGUAUUCUUCUAGGAAUGGUGAUGAAUUCAUUGGCCACAUCUGCACUGCAGCUUCCAUUUUAUCUCCUCACAUCAUUUUUACUUGCCUUUAUUGCCACCAUGACCUAUUUGCUCUUAAAUUUGGUAGGAAUAGAUCCAUUCUGGUCUCUGGCCUCAGCCACAAAGUGGUGUGCUUUUCAAGAAUGGGUCCAUCUAGAUAAAACAUUAUUCUAUUGUAUUGUCAGGGACAUCUCCUGUUUAUUAGGUCUAGGACUAGCAGUGUUUUGUUGCCAGUUUAAAAAACUGACCUGUAGAAGCCAAAAAACAAUAAUUUUACAAGUUCUGGUUGCUGUUUUGAUGCUCCAUGCAGGAGAUAGGUUGAAGUUAAAUAUUCAUAAUAUUGUACUCUUUUAUGUUGAAGCUUUUUUUAAACAUUUGUUUCUGACAUUUGUUGUUGCUGCAGGAAUUCCAGUUGUAUUUAGCUUAUUUUGACCAAAUAUUGUGAUUUCUUAUGAACAAUAAAAUAUGCAUUUACAUAUUUUGUCUUCAAAGAUAAUGGAUGAGCCAUCACUUCUUUCAUUUUUUGUUUCUGGAGUCUGGGCAGAAUCUGGUGUAACUUAACAAGCCAGGGUAAUGUUAAAACAUCAAAUGCUUAAAAGAAUUCUGUACAAUCCAGUUUGUAUACAUUGUAUUUAGCAUUAUUUUGCAAUGCAUUGUGAAAAUGUUAUACUAGUCAAACUAGCUGUGUUAGAAAUCUUUUCCUUUACUUCAUUUUAUAAAUUAUAGAUUUUCAAAACUAUUAUAAGUCUCAAGUGUUGACCUGAUUGUUGACUACAAGGCAAUGGUGUUUCUUGAUUAUGCCGACAACCUUUUUUUUUAAUGCUCUAAUGGCAGUAGGAAUGAAAAUGUACCAGUAUGAAUUUGUCCUAGCUUAUAGAAGAAAAUGUUUUUCUUCAUCUUUUGUGUCGUUUUGACUAUAUUAGUAGAUUAACUCUUUGGCUCCGCAACAAUGCACAGGACGUUGAUUUUAAAAAAGGGGAAUAAAGUCGGACCAACGCUGGGGGCAUUGGCUAUUUCAAAUUUAUUUUUUUUUGUUUCUAUUUCUCCAAUUCUUGUUUUUUAUUUCUUAAUUUUUUAUCUAGAAUAGUUUCCCUUUGCUAAACAUCCAUAAAUUUCCUUCAUCGUGUUUUUAUUUUGUACGAAGUUUGUAAAGAGAUUACAUUUAUUUUUUCUGUGUGCGUGUUUUUUUUACAUGGAGCUUCAACCAAGGCCAUAUAAACUUUGUAGAUCUAAAUAUUUUUUUGAUAAAGAAGUAUAGUAAUUCAGAUGACCGUGAUUUUGUUUCAUCUGAUGGUGAUAUUGAUAAAUCUAAUUAUAUAGAUCUAGAUCUAGUAAAUUAAUUUAUAGAUCUAGACCUGAGGCUAGGUCUAGUAAUGAUGAUUAUCAGCUGAUGAAGCAGCUCCACCCCCAGCUAAUGUUCAAUGUAGAUCUAGAACUAUUAUAGUUUAGCUGUCUCUACAUCAUCUAGAUCUAAAUCUAAUCAGAUAGAGGUAGAUCUCUAGAUCUAUCAUCUAGGCACUGAAAUAGAUCAAUUUCAGAUGUGUUCCACCAAGAAAUUGGGUUGUCAACCUAUACUUAAGCAGCACUGCAUCUAUUGAGCUGGAAUGUUGUUUUUUUCAUUGACAAUCACAUUGUUGAUAGUCUUGUCAGCAAAAUAAAUAGCUGUGCUGACCAUAGGUCAUAGGAUUAAAUUGAACACCCCUGCUAGAAUAAGAUCCAUUUUCAGAGAAUGGAGACCUAUAAUUAUAAAGAAAGACAGAGUAUGUAAACACUGUAGGUCAGGGAGAACGGUUUAUGUUUGCGCUGGAUGGGAGUCGAACCCACACAUUCAUAUUGACUGCUUCCAUGAAUAUCACAACUAGAAGGAAUAUUUAUAUACUAAGUACAUGAAGAACUUUAGAAGAAAAUACUAUAAAUAUAUAUAUGCUGUACAGUUUGACUAGUUUUAGGGUAAAAGUGUUUUGUUCCAAGUGUGUUGCUUUUUUUAUGGGCUUUUUCGUUAAAGUAGUGACAUUGGAUUAUUAGUUUUAGUUUAUUAUUUUUUGCAUCUAUUGCUGUUUCUUCUAUGGUGUUCUGUAAACAAAUGGAUAAGAAUGAGAAAAAAAGCUAUUUGGAUUUAAUUUGAACAAUAAAUUUCUUUAAACAUG